Molecule: messenger RNA, 1947 nt
Organism: Closterium sp. NIES-65
Lineage: Eukaryota; Viridiplantae; Streptophyta; Zygnematophyceae; Desmidiales; Closteriaceae
Source: the annotation of a GenBank genome assembly
AUGAAGGCACAAGUGGUUAUGGGAGUCACGGCUACAGCCACAGCCGCUGCUGUUGCUGCCAACAGGAAUGUUGUCGCAGUAAACGCGGCAAGAAACGUAGCGGUGAAUGCAGCGAGAACGGUGGCAGGAAUUGUGCCAGACACUGUAGCAGAUACGUUAGCAGGAACUGUAGCUGGAACUGUUGCAGGAGAUGUAGCAGUGAAUGUAGCGCGAUCUGUGGCACGUACUUUCUCUCCCCAGUCCUCUCUCCUCAGCCAGCGCAACGGUCCUGCUGUGUUGACUCUCAAGCCAAAUCUUCCUCCUCUAUCCCCUCCUGUCACCAACCCAUCGCGACCUCCUCCCCUCAAUCCCUCGUCUCAAUCCCCUCGCCCCACUCCCUCGUCUCAAUCCCCUGGUCCCACUUCCUCAUCUCGACCCCCUCCUAUCACUACCGCGUCUCGAUCCCCGCCUCUCACUCCCUCGUCUCAAUCUCCCCGUCACACUUUUGCGUCUCGCACCCCUCCUCUUAGUCCCUCAUCUCGACCCCCUCCUCUCGCUCCCCCAUCUCAAUCCCCUCGUCUCGCCUCAUCUCGUCCCCCUCCUCUCAGUACCUCCUCUCAAUCCCCUCCUCUCACUCCCUCAUCUCGCACCCCUCCUCUCAGUCCCUCAUCUCAACCCCCACCUCUUGCUCCCUCGCUGCGAUCCCUUCGUUCCACUCCCCCAUCUCGAUCCCCUCCUCUCAAUCCCUCGUCCCAAUCCCCUCGCCUCGCCUCAUCUCGUCCCCCUCCUCUCACUACCUCGUCUCGCUCCCCUCCUCUCACACCCUCCUCUCGAUCCCCCCCUCUCACUCCCUCAUCCCUGUCCCCUCCUCUCACUCCCUCUCACUCCUCCACCACCUCCCUAUCCCCCUCUGCUCGCCCCUCCAUCCUGAAAGCACCUGCUACCUCCAUGGCUUCUUCUCCCAGAUUUGGCAAGCGGGUUUCCUGGAACCUUCACCCAGAUAGCCCAUUCCCCCCUGCCAGUGCAACAUCUGGGGGGGCUAGAUCACCAAGGGGAGGGGGCCCUAAAUCAGCAGAAGAAGGGGGGUACCGGGCCAUUGCACGAAGGGCAUUGUGGCAUGGAGACACCUCUGAUGACAUGCUUGCUGAUAACAUCCUUGCUGCUGACAUCCGACCUGCUGCUGACAUCCGUCCUGCUGCUGACAUCCGACCAGCUGCUGACAUCCGUCCUGCUGCUGACAUGCGUCUUGCUGCUGUCAUCCGUCCUGCUGCUGACAUCCAACCUGCUGCUGACAUCCGUCCUGCUGCUGACAUCUGUCCUGCUGCUGACAUCCGUUCUGCUGCUGACAUCCGUUCUGCUGCUGACAUCCGUUCUGCUGCUGACAUCCGUUCUGCUGUUGACAUCCGUGCUGCUGCGCCUGCAGUGUGCCAGGUCUCGCUCGUCGAUGACGCCCCGUUCGUCGCAGCGAUCGCCACGUCCAUCGCACUCUCAGCCGCGCCGCUCGUCCUACCGUCGCUCCCGCUCCUUUCGGGAAAGACGAAAGGAUCGGACGAUGACGAUGCUGCAGCAGCGGCGGCCGCGGCGCUGCUGGCCGCGGGAGUAGGGGUGGGGGACGGGAAGGGGGAGGCGGAGGGGGAGGAGGCGGAAGGGGCGAUGUCUUUGGGGGAGUUGCGCGCGGGGGUGAUGACGGUGUGCUGGGUGCUGGCGUGGAUCGACUCCCGUGAUGUCAAGUACAUCCUCUUUGCGGCGGUCUAUGCCGCACCGUAUGCCAGGGGCGGUCUCACCCUGGCAAUGGACGGCAACUGGCUCCCUCUCUUCAGCAUUGCAGCAUGUGCAUUGCAUGUCCAGGUUGACAAUGUAGCUGUGGAGCGAAGGAAGCUGGCCUCCAAGAUUAAGUGCGCCAAGAAAAGGGGCAGUCUUCCAGGUAGUGCCAAGGACAAGGGCAGCAACACAAAGCAGAGCAAGUGA